ACCCCACCGAAGAAGAAGGACUCUUCAGUUGUCGCGCGUCGCAUGAGUUGAUUUAGCCGAGACGUUGUACUCAUGUUAUGCAAGUUGUGAAGACAGAUACGGUAAGGAAGUUUAUUUAAUUUUGAGUACACUUUAACAUGAGUUUCUCGAAGAGGGGUCACAUAGAAUUCCAUCAACUAUCAAGAACUAUCUGACAGGUAUCGCAUUUGACGUUCUAUCGAUAAGUUGAUACUUGGCUAACAUUCAGAAACUAACUUUAAAAAUCCGCAAGGGUACCUAACGUACAUAUCACAGGAGAUGGUGGACUUCUCUUAUAUGUUACUUCUUUUGAAAAAGUGUUCAAGUAACAUGUCUUUCAAAUAAGCAGUCAACCUAGCUAACGUUAACUAGUUCUGACUCCCGACUUGGUGCCUAUGCUGGAGGUGUAGACUGACGAUACAUUCGUAUUGAAGAAAUGUUAGCUGAUUUGAUUAGCUACGUGUAAAAUAAUAUCUAAAAAACUAUCGAUAAGACAAUUAACCGAGUUGCCUAUUCACACUCACUCCAUUAGCUUGUUCGGUACCUUUGCUUGUUUAAUAUGGAAUGGCACAUAUCAGCUAGUUCACUGGAAUGGCACAUUAUUGCACAUCUUUCAAGUUUUUUUUAUUGUUCUUGCGUUACGUUGGUGCAGCAAGUCUAGCCGAAAAAACACAGCGUAAGUCAGCUAGCUACAAUUUUCACCGCAGUUUUUUAUAAAUUGAUUUUAUCCAGUUGCAAUAGACACGCUAGAGUAACUUUAGCUAGCUAACUUAAGAGCUCCGAAUACUCUAGGAACGUCAACAUAUUGUUUUUGGCAAGAAGUUAGUCAGGAAAAUGGCGAGCAUUGUUGGGCUGAAUGGCCUGUUCUCGUCAUUAGGUUAUGUCAAAGAACAGUAGACUCACUGAAACUCAGGCGAGGAAAGAUUUCAUUGUUUUAAGUCCUCAACAAAUCCCAUUCAAUAAAUUUAUGCAAAUGCAUGCAUAACAUUCCGUAGAAAUGAAUCCAAAUUAUAUUGAGGCCACCAUUAACAUUGUAAACGAACAAUAGUCUUGCUUGAUUAAUAAGAAGAAAAUGUAAACUGAAUUUUUUAAAGCUCAGAUCAAAUCCAGGAUGAAUCUAUUCCCAACUGUGUGCACAGUUUGGCAUCCGCCAUUUUGUAGACUUUUGAAUUUGAAAGAAAGAUAAGAGAAAAUACACUGAAACAUAAAACUCAGUAUACACUGCAAGAUGGUGCUAGUUUGAAUGCUCAGUACAUUAUCAGAAUGUUGCAUCAGUUGCCCCAAUGCAUGGAAACUCAUAUUUGUUCGAAAUCAUUGCUGCAUCAUCUGAAAUUAUUAUUGAGAAUUCCCAAUUGAGAGAAAAGGAAAAAUGGGAAUGAAAUGCUGUCAGCCUAAAUAAAAACAAGGUAAGCUUUUCAAAGUUGUAGUUGUGGGUAACCAUGCACCACUGCAGUAAGUACACCAAAGUUUAUUUGGGUUUACUUACUGCAGUGGUGCAUGAUGAGAUUUUUUUUAUUAACAGCAGAAGUGACAUCACUGUUCUUCAAAAACUUAUGAUGCUUUGAGUAUUUUUUUACUAGUGAGCUACUUAGUUGAUACCAGAUAUCUUGCAUAUAAUUUUCAGGGGCAGUGUUAUCUAUAAAAAUGUCAAAAUUAGGGAUGGCACUGAUUGAUCGGCCAUCGGUCAUAAUACUGCAAUUGGCCAUCGGCCGAUAGUUUGAAAACAACCGAUGGUCAGCUCCGAUUAUGUUCUGUCAAUCAAAAUGAAACAAUAGUAAAUUGUUUAUUAUUCAAGAGGUGGUUUUCAUUUGCCUGUCAGAUACAAAAUAAUUGCGCUUCGUUUUCCAUGUUCAGUGUUUCCCACAUGUGAUCACUAACGUGAUUGGUGUAUUGUUUUGGGUGCACCAACAUUUGAUUGGCUUGGGGCAUUUGAGCAGUCAAUAAAACAUAGAUAGAUUAAACCAUUGAUGUCUGCUUUUAACAUGACACCUAUUGACCAAUUAUAACCAAAAUUUACACUCCUUGGAGACUCUUCCGGAUAUUUGCAGUGCUGUGAAUACGUUUUUGCCCCCUUCCUGAUUUCCUCUUACAUAUUUGUCACACUGAAUGGUUUCAGAUCUCUAGACAUGUAAUGUAAUAUUAGACAGAGGGAAUUUGAGUAAAUACAAAACACAUUUUUAAAUUAUUUAUUUAAUGAAAAAAUUCAUCAAACACCAAUGUAAAAAAGUAAUUGCCCCCUUAAACUUAACUGUUUGCACCACCUUUAGUAUCUCUUCUGGAAUUUCCUUUGAUCGUGGGUUAGUGUGCUUGUAGAAACUUUGUGUUAAUGUCUGCAUUCUGAUGAUAAGGUUAUGAGUGAGGUUUAGAUAGGGCUAAACCUCAGAUUUAAUAGGGCUGGCUGCAAUCAAGCCUGUUUGUGUUCAGUCUGCUAAAUCAAAUGAUCAAUUAAAUUUGGUUAACCCCUUCAUGCAAGCUCCCUAGUGGCGAGGAUGCCUGUGUCCUGAGAUUGCUCAACUCAGUUAUUCUGCGCUCCUGCAACAAAACAAUGAGUGAAAACAACAAAGUCUGUGUUAUAGCUUUAUUAGGAGACUAUACACGACAAGUUGCCAAAUACGCAGUUUCUAAGUGUCUCCAUUGUUACAUAGGUUGUCCGUUUAUCAAGCACCCCCUCCCUGCAGUCUCAUCUGCAGCUAUAUCCCCCAUGAAUGACAUGCUGGACAAUAGCAUCUAUCUGGAAGUUCAUAAAAAUAUUCUUUUCACUACCAAAAAUGUAUGUUCCAUCAUAGCAACAAGAUGAAGGCAACAAUAGCCCAAAGGUAUGCCAAUAAAUUUGGUGAAAAAUGCUGCUCACUGAAUAGGGAAAUAAGUGAAGUAAUUAGGCCUAUAAGUAAUUGUAUACCACCUCACUCUAUCAAUGACAACUACUAAAUAUGGUAGAAAUACACAAUCCUACCUUUGGUUUUAAACAUCCUUUUUAAGAUUCAGUGGUUUCAAGAUUAAUUUAUUGUCUUGGCCAAUCCACUUAUAAUCUCUCAUUUGCAAUGCCUGUAUACCUUCUCAGAUAGCUAUGCGGAAAACCACACAUGCUGUUUACGCUGUUGUGGCCCUUUCCAGUUCAUUCCGGUUUGAUCGACAAUUCUUUUAUCCAGUAGAGGACAGUAAGCUUUCCAACAAUGUAUGACGUGUGUCCAAGGAUGUAUGAUGUGUCUAACUUGAUGUCUAGAACUGCGCAACAGUCUGGUCGCAUCUUCACCACUUUACACAUUCAGCCACACUGUUAGCAGAAAUACGUAAAGACAUGCACCAGGUGAGGCGUAAUUAAUGUUUUUAUUUUUCUAAAUUUUUGGGAAAUAUUAUUAAUCUUGAGACGUUCUCAGCAUGGCUUAGGCAUAUCCUCGUCUAGUUGAUAUGGAUAUGGGCAAUGAGUUGGAAGAGAAGAGCAAGGGAGGCUACUCUGAGCCCGACAGCAUUGAUUAUCUUGAGGAGGAUACGUACGAACAUGGCGAAGAUGUCCUUCUUGAUAUUGUUCAAAUGGCAGAUUAUCAGUUGAACUCUGGAGCUGUGACGCACAUACUUGUGGCCCUCUUUGGAAUGGGCUCUUGGGUCUCUGUCAACUCGCUGUGGGUUGAGGUGCCAGUGGUGGUCAAUGUUCUGCCUGAAGGUUGGAACCUGCCUGCCUAUCUCUCUGUGUUAAUUGCCUUUGGAAACAUUGGCCCAGUGAUUGUGACUGUAACACACUACUUUGCACCAAAAAGGCUGAAUGAACAAUUCACUAUCCACGUCAUUCAGGCACUGGCUGUGGUGGCAUCUGCUUUUCUGGCCAUUUUUUGGUCCCAUGUGGUCAGCGUGGCUGGGGAGCUUCACUCUCUGCCUUAUCUCCUGUUGGUAUUUGUGCUGUCAGUUUUUUGCUGUACAUCCAAUGUUACCUUCCUGCCCUUCAUGUUUAGGUUUCCUCCUGAGUACAUCCGAACCUUUUUUGUUGGACAGGGCCUCAGUGCCCUCUUUCCCUGUGUGGUGGCACUGGGACAGGGUGUGGGAAAGCUGGAAUGCCUGAACAGCACCAUGGGAAAUGGCACCCUGGAGCCAUACUACUUCAAGGAAAAUUUUCCUGCCCAGAACUUCUUCUGGUUCCUGUUUGCCAUGCUUGUAUUCUCAGGCCUCUCUUUCCUGGCAUUGACAUUCCAAGUACCUGCUCAGACAGCUGCAGAAGAUGCUAAAGGUGCAGGCUCCUCUAUUUCUAGAGAGGAAGUUGAGGAGAGUCACCCUCUACAGAAUGGAGGCGCGGUAGGGUUGAAUGACCAGGUGGAGGUGGUGAAGCCCCUUGCUGCUGAAACCUUCUGGACAUCACACAACAUCUACUUACUUGUGCUGUUGGGCAUCUCAAAUGCACUAACAAAUGGAAUACUGCCCUCAGUACAAAGCUUUUCCUGUCUACCCUAUGGCACCAUGACUUUUCACCUCUCAGUCAUCCUUGGAAAUAUUGCUAACCCCCUUGCCUGUUUCAUAGCCAUGUUUGUCCUCUGCAGGUCUGGCAUGGUGCUUGGGGCGGUGUCUGCAGUUGGUGGGUUAUUUGCAGUCUACCUCUUGGUUCUUGCCGCCCUUAGUCCCUGUCCUCCUUUCCUAGGUAACAAUAUUGGAAUUGCUUUGGUGGUGACCUCAUGGAUUAUCUUCACGGGCGUCUUCUCCUACGUGAAGGUUGUGAUUGGGUCCCUACUACAUGAAGCGGGACACUCUGCUUUACUAUGGUGUGGGGUCUUCAUCCAGGCUGGCUCACUGAUUGGUGCACUGUCCAUGUUCCCUUUGGUCAGCAUAUACAAUGUUUUCAAGCGGGCACAGGACUGCAUAGACAACUGUAGUGACUAGAACACAAUGCUGGAAGCCGGCUUUGAGGAUUACUUUCACUUUGAGAGGUGAAACCGAGUACAAUAUCCUUUUUGUUAUUAGAUAAAACUGACAUUAAUAACCAUUAGACUUAGGUUUUAACACAGUGUUGUUAGUUAUUUUCAACUAUGAAUCUACCAUAUUUUGUCCUCACUCUCAAAAGAUGCAAUCAUGUUUCUGAGUAUUUGAAUAUGACUCAUGGUUUUAAAAAGUAUUUUGAAACUGUUUUGUACAACUGUCCAUGAUAUAUAUGAUCUUUGAUAAUAUACUCUUUGUAAUAUCUACAAUAUAAAACAAAAUCUAAAGUGAUAUAUACCAUGGUUUUAAAAGAUCUUAUUGACUCAGGAUUAAGGUAACUCUCUUGAACCCACAGAGGAUGUGAAGGAUUGCCACAGUGAAGAAUGUUUUGAAGAAUUUUUACUGCUGCUGAGUUCCACUUGGUGCAGCAGUCAGAAAUGCAUGUAUCCACAUAACACAAAAGUCUGAUGUAAAUUAAACACUACACCUGCUAGUUCAAGAGAUACUGUAUCGAUCUAGUCUAAUAAUAAUAAUAAUAAAUGUCACAGCGAGUGAAAUUAAUUCAUUUUUCAUACAAAUUCAAUCCUGGUUGCCCCUACAAUUAAAUAAUGGACUAUUACGGUGUUGAUAUUACUAAUAAAUUGGUCUGUGCACUUGCUUGUACUUUAAUUCCGCUAACAAAAGUAAUCACUCGCUGGAUCUAAAAUAUUUUGAAAGUAGUCUUCCUGAAAAUGUAUGUCCAACUGAUAAAAAUACCCUAUAGCCUAGAAUAACUUCAUUGUACACUUGGGCACACUGGUCGCUAAAUUGAGAGGUUGUGACAAUGAGCACUGAAUAUGUCUGGACAUUCCAAAGUGGGGAGAAAAGUGCUAGAAAAUGGGAUUUACCUUAAUUUUAUAAUGAUAUUAUUAGCCACACAUAUUGUUAGGCAUACUCAUUUUCAGAUUUUAAUUUUGAAGCCCCCUAGCUACAUACAAAGGCGUACGGAUACUAACGUCUGCUCUGGGCUGUUAAAAGGUUAGUUUCUAUUUGGUAAAUUCUGUAAGUUUCUUUCAUUCCCAUCAGCAGUGCCAUAAGUCAGCUGAUCCUCAGUCUACAACCACCAUCAUACUUCUGCUGCACUGACAGAAAUGUUACAGUAGCUGAAGACUGAAUCUUGCAAGUCUCAAGUUGUAACAUAACGUGUAACAUAACAAGUCAAAUUAUAUUGUAUAAAAUUCAGUUUAAAAGUGUAUAUUUACUUGUAUAAGUGGCAGUGAGUCUUUAAUAAGUGUUGCAGUCAAUUUGCUAAGACUGAUUUUGAGAGGUAUGAUAUGUCAGUGGUCCAUUUGCCAAAUGAGCAGAAAUUUUGAAGAAAAAAAAAAAGAUCGCCAUCUUAUUUUUUUGUUGAAACUUGAAUAUGAAUGAAGAAAGGACCAUGUAAUGCAAAUGAUGCUGUAUAUCUAAUGGGUUUUAUUGUUUGUGAUAUGAAUAAAGAAUGUUCAAGCAGUUCAAAGACA
Anguilla anguilla (European eel) is the source of this 6416-nucleotide messenger RNA. It is a transcript of the gene slc52a2, whose product is annotated as solute carrier family 52 member 2. NCBI's taxonomy places the organism in Eukaryota, Metazoa, Chordata, Actinopteri, Anguilliformes, Anguillidae. Gene Ontology annotation, cellular component: plasma membrane. The coding region runs from base 3427 to 4881 and encodes 484 amino acids. The record is from RefSeq and is a predicted model, not a curated record. The transcript is spliced from 5 exons. Gene Ontology annotation, molecular function: riboflavin transmembrane transporter activity; 3'-5'-RNA exonuclease activity. Gene Ontology annotation, biological process: riboflavin transport.